ACAAACAUUCACAACAACACACGCUUGCCUGCAAUCGUUAUCGACAACAGCCACACAUACGUAUCUGAAUACCUCCACCGAUCUAUCCCCACAUCUUCUACACACACAUUCACAAUGGCCGCCGCUUCACCGCUUCCUACCGAGCAGCUCCAGCACAUCGCCAGCAGCGCCUGCGAACAAGCCAUCGGCACAGCAGAGCUCUACGACCACUCCAAGGUCGCCGACUGGAACACUGCCAUCAUUCAAAACAUCCUUAAAUCCCUCAUCGACGCCACAACAGUAAAGACCGAGGGCGGUGAGCCCAGCCAACCAGCCUACAAGUACAUCGCCAACAGCACCGUCAUCCAGCACAUUGGCUCUCCCUCAGAACCCGAGAAGCAUGGCCGCCGCGGCAUGCACAGCGCAGUCGGCGCCUACUGGAACAACGAGAAGGACGGGACAUACAGCUACAAGUGGGAGGCCGCUGAGAAGAAGGGCAUGGAUAUUGUCAUUACAAUUACCUGGAUCGCCAUAUAGAGUAUGAGCGAGGGCGAUGGCAGGAUUAGGGGGACCCUGAAGCUUGUCAACGAGCCUGGGAGGACGGCCUCACAGCUUAGUCUUGGAGGGAGGCUUGAUUACAUGGUGCGCACCAUGGAGUUACAGAAUCAGGCGAGGGAGCUGGGUGAGCUCCUGGAUGGGUAUAGGAAGAAGGUCCGUCGUGAGGCUGGGAUCAAGUAAUCUGUAUAAAGGCGUUUGGUAGCAUGUUUAUAAGCCAGCGAAUUCAUACAUCCG
Macroventuria anomochaeta is the source of this 771-nucleotide messenger RNA. RefSeq names its product Tctex-1. The record is from RefSeq and is a predicted model, not a curated record. Gene Ontology annotation, cellular component: cytoplasmic dynein complex; cytoplasm. Bases 115 to 516 code for a protein of 133 amino acids. Gene Ontology annotation, molecular function: dynein intermediate chain binding. The transcript is spliced from 4 exons. Gene Ontology annotation, biological process: microtubule-based movement. NCBI's taxonomy places the organism in Eukaryota, Fungi, Ascomycota, Dothideomycetes, Pleosporales, Didymellaceae.